Molecule: messenger RNA, 1223 nt
Organism: Cynoglossus semilaevis (tongue sole)
Lineage: Eukaryota; Metazoa; Chordata; Actinopteri; Pleuronectiformes; Cynoglossidae
Gene: leng1
Product: leukocyte receptor cluster (LRC) member 1
Exons: 5
Coding region: 185-1006 (273 amino acids)
Source: RefSeq, a predicted model, not a curated record
AAAAGAACGUUGUUCAGUCCUACCGCAAGAGGGCGGUAAAGCGCAAAAAGCAAUCAAACCGCCGUAAAACCUAAGAAGAGAAAGAGCACUGUAGCGUUUAGUGUCAUAUUUUGGCUCUCCAAGUAACUGACAACGUUUCAGUGAGCUAGCUUGUAGCUAUCGAGUCACUUCAGCCGAAAUAACCAUGAACAUUCUCCCGAAAAAGAGCUGGCAUGUCCGCAACAAAGAUAACGUUGCCCGUGUGCGGAAAGAUGAAGCCCAGGCAGCGGAAGAAGAACGGGAGGCCAAGCGGCGAGUGGAGAGGGCAGAGCAGGAGGCCCGGACAGAAUAUCUGAGGAGGAAAGUCAGAGGUUCUUUCCAGUCAGAAGGGGAAAAAAGAAAUGAUGAUGAUGAAGGUCCAGGUGGAGAACUCCAGCAUCUGAAUUUGUUCCCCCUAGAGGAAUCCUCACUGAAGGGGAAUGAGGAAUAUCUGAAGGAAAAGAAAGAGGAGAAGGAGAAGCAGGAGCGGGCCAUUGGCUUGCUUGUGUCCCUUGGACCACAGCCUGGUUCUGAAAUCACCCCGUGGUACCUGAAAACCAAUGAAGAGAAAGGAGAAAGGAAAGAAAAGGGAAUCAGGAACACUAUUAGUGAAGAAGAGCGGGAAAAGAAGGAGCGAAAGUUAAAGGACAGUCUAGACCCGUUGAAAGUUAUGAAGAAAGCUCUAGCUGUGAAAGACAGGAUGGAACACAGGAGCAGGAAAGGAGAGAAGAGAAACAGAGGGGAGAAGAGGACGAGCUGUGGAGAGAGCUCUAUGGAGAAGUUGCGUGCUGAGCGUUUGCAGAGGGAGGCUGAGGAGAGGAGGCGAGCUAAGGCCCUGCUAGACCAGAGAAGUGGCAAAGGAAAGGAGACGGUGAAGGAGCUGAACGACAGGGAGCGACCGUACAACAGUGCCUACUUCCCUCAACUCGCCCGGAAAAGACAAAGACGAGAUCAAGACAGUUGGAGGGAUGAGAUAUUAAAAUCAUGAGCUCUGUUUGAAGACUAAUAGGUGACCAUGUUUAACACACACACACACACACACACACUCACACUUUGAAACAAUGAAGACAGCGGUCUUCAGAAGGUUCGUUUCUGCCCCUCAGUGGUGGUUGUUGUCACAGAAGGGCAGAUGGUCGAAGGGUCCAGAGCCCAGGUUGUUGGUGCUUGAAAAACUGGAAUGUGUUUAAAUAAAAGUUGAUAAGAAU